CGCCUGUAAUUACCUGCAGCUGCGUCUGAGCGACGGUUUAACGCGCAGAUAGAAAAAGAAAGGUAGAAGGAAAGCAGUCUGUUGCGAUGAAAACAAAGUGGCAUCUCUAUAUUUUGUGGAGUGUUUUAUCACUUGCCCUCAUCAGCUGCGCAGUGGACACGAAUGAGUCUCCAUUUACCAGGAGGAAAAAGGUUUUCAAACUGGGACCCCCAAAAUCUAAAUCUAUCACAGAGACAACAACAGCAGACGGGAAAUCCUCUCAGAGGUUACCUGACAGCACUCCUCCACCGUCUCAGCCUGGUUCCCAAAGGCUCGUCUCUCCACCGACACCUGGGUCCUUGCGCUCGAGGGAGCACGCGGCAAAGAUCCGGUCGGACAUUGCGUACCUCCCAGACGUGUCUGUAACCUGCUCCACAUCUGACUUCGUGGUGCGGGUCAAGCCAGGUUUCUAUGGUUUGGGCGCAGAUGCGGAUGAGCUGAGAUUAGGCAGCUCGUGCAAAAGCAACGGGGUCCUCAGACCAUACGGGGACCUACUCUUUACGUAUCCUCUGACAGCGUGCGAUGCCGUGCGUCAGUCGUCCCGCGGUUAUCUCCUCUACAAAUUCGUGCUACAUUAUGAACCCUCGCCAAAGCGUUUCCCAAGCCGAGCGCAUAAGGUCAAUGUCGACAUUGAAUGCCGUUAUCCAAGGAAGCAUCACGUGCACCAACUGACUGUGCAGCCCACCUGGGAGACUGUUGUUGUGCGUAAAAGACUGAAAGGAAGUCCAAAUGACUUCCAGAUGGAGUUGAUGGAUGAUUCAUGGAGCGGACCAGCCACGUCCCAGGUAUACCAGCUUGGGAAGACAGUUAAUAUCCAGGUCUCUGGUCCUCAUCUUUCAACUGAUGGAAAACUGUACAUCAGUACCUGCUAUGCUUCACCAUCUAGUGGCUUUGGAUCAUCCCUGAAAUACACAGUAAUUGACAAUUUUGGCUGCAUGCUGGACAGCAGGAGAGAUCCAGGGGCCUCUCAGUUUAUCUCUCGCACAGACAAGACCCUGAGAUUCUCCCUAAAGGCUUUUCAGUUUACCUCUGACCCUGACACGGAGGUUAGCAUUCACUGCAAAUUAUUUGUCACAUCUGAUGAUCCAGGUCCUGCACACAAAUCAUGCACCUACAGAGGGAACAGGUGGAAGGCUCUCACUGGUGACGACUCUAUAUGUGAAUGCUGUGAUUCACAAUGUGUGACCAUCACACCUCGGAGAGCCAUGAUGGAAGGUUCUGUCAGCAGUGAGUCCUUGUUGGUCUCUGAUCAGCCGUAUGCAGCAGAUGGCUUUUUACCGGUCAGCAUGAGCAGAGAAGGAGAGGCCACGAUAUAUCAUUACAUCGAUGAGCUGCACAGCAACAGGGAAAGUGCAGACGUAGUAAAGUAUGUCGAAGAAGAAGAAGAAGAAGAAGAAGAGGACAGUGAAGCUAUCUUCAGAAUGAUGACAGAAGCUGAUUUAGAUGAGUUAGUGGAGGAGGUGAACGUGUCUGAAUUGAAGGAUUGGGAUCAGUUUGAAGAGGAAGGGUCAGGGUUUGUGAUACAAGAGAGUGAAGAGGAGGAGGAGGAAUUUGAAGGAGGAGACGGGAUCCAUGUGAAUCAGAAGGAGGCCGAAGUGUUGCGUCACUGGGUGCAGGUGGAGCAAAUGUUACCAACAGAAGUCGGCCCACAGAGAGAGUUACAGCCGCUGGUGUCUGAAAGUGAGGAAAAAAACAGGAAGCAUACAGGUAGAGGUGAAGAGGAUGACAUGAUGUUGGCCUCUGAGAUGGAGAGGAAGAACGAUGAGAGCUGGGCGGGUUUAGGGGAGGAUAGUGAGAUGACCUGGUACUUCACAUGGAGGUAGCAUUAGUUUACUGAUUUAAUCUGCUAAAAGACUGUUGUAAUGCUCCAUAACAGAAGGAUAUUCUGA
This is a messenger RNA of Plectropomus leopardus (leopard coralgrouper), 1928 nucleotides long. RefSeq lists its product as uncharacterized. The record is from RefSeq and is a predicted model, not a curated record. Gene Ontology annotation, molecular function: acrosin binding. Gene Ontology annotation, biological process: binding of sperm to zona pellucida; positive regulation of acrosome reaction; egg coat formation. Gene Ontology annotation, cellular component: extracellular matrix. NCBI's taxonomy places the organism in Eukaryota, Metazoa, Chordata, Actinopteri, Perciformes, Serranidae.